CGUUCAGCCUAGGCUUCAGGUAAAGCGCACGCAAGAAACUUCCCCCGGCACGAGAGAAUGAUCCAGAAAGGUCUCCAGACGGUGAUAGUGAAACCAGCGAUUUCGAGAGAUACGUCAUUGCGCAGGAGAACGAGGAAACAUUUUGCCCUGUCAUAUUUAGCUACGGAUUGAACUCGAUUAUCCAACAGCACAUUGUGACGAAUACUGCCUUUUUGGAGUGAAAGAACUAGAUAGCAAGAGAUACCCGGAGACUGCUUUCUAAACAGCAAAUUAUUCAGUUUUGCAUCCAAAAUGAAACCAGCAACAGCAAAGUGGUUUGACAGAAGGGACUCAGUGUUCAUUGAGUUCCUGGUAGAAGACAGCAAAGAUCUUAAAGUAAAGUUUGAAAAAUCAAAACUUGAUUUUCGUUGUGUUGGCGGGAUUGAAAACCUCAAACACCAAAAUGAAUUGGACCUUUUCGACUCAAUUGACCCCAAUGAGUCCAAGCACAAACGUACAGACAGGUCUGUGUUGUGUUGUCUAAAGAAAGCAAAGGCGGGUAUUGCAUGGCCACGGUUAACAAAGGACAAGGCAAAGUUUCAAUGGCUGGGUGUCGACUUCAACAACUGGAAAGACUGGGAAGAUGAUUCUGAUGAGGAUCUGUCCAGUUUCGACAAAUUCUCAGAGAUGAUGAACACGAUGGGAGGAGAAGACGGUAUGCCAGAUCUGGGCAUGGGUGGUAUAGAAGGUCUAAAAGAGCAUGACAGUGAUGAUGAAAAGAUGCCAGACUUGGAGUAAUGGGAGCAUUAAAGGAUGCUUUGUAACCGAUGACAACAAGGAAGUAAAGCCUCCAAAGGUCGGUUGAAGAGGAAAAUUAGAGAUGAGUUAUUGGUAGCCGUAUUUGAAAGGAGGAAACGUCACCAGUUUUCCAAACACAUCACAGGAAACUCGCUGACGAAAGACUGUCGUAACAUAACACCAGAGCAUUCUUUAGCCACUGUCCUAGUGUGGUGCUGUUCUAAUUCUGCAUGGAAAAUUCAGUUGUUUCCAUGUGUUGUUGUGGGGUUUAGUUCUAUCAUCCUUUAACUUAACCAGGGGCCACAUUGUGGAACAUUCAGAUUGAAAUACGUAAUGUAGAUCACACACGCCUCUGACAUGUAGAGUUAUGGAAUCAUGUCGGUUCUAUUCAUGCUAUUUCUAUCUGCAACGUUUGACAAUGUUUGCCUGCUGAAUGUGGCCCUGCUCUGAUUGGAUAAUAUCUUAGUUACACCCCACCUCUCCCUUUUUUAUUUAAUAAUGUCUGUGAGGUUACGUAUUAAAUUUAGACAUAUUUGUGAAUUGUAAAUUAGGGGGGAAAAACAGGUUUCAAAACAACCGCCUAUUUUCAAUAAAGUAGUUUCUUUUUUAAAUUAAAAAUGCCCCAUUUUAUUGUUCAUACUGUUAAUUUUGUUUGUUUAAUUUUUGUUAUGUAUCUAUAGUUUUAACUCCAAGCAAAUAUUUUCCCAGUGUCCAUUAAUGUGCAAAUAUUACAGGUAAUAGUUCAUUCAUUGAUUUUAAAUAUUGAGGUAUUUAAAUGAAUAUGCAUGUUAACCUUAUUUUACAGUAUAACUUAAGUUGUAUGUUAUAAUGAUACAACCUUUCCGUGCAAUCUCAUUUUGCGAGGAUGUUUUUUCUUUAGUAUAUAUCAAUGUAAAUACCUAACAAUUUCAAAGGAUAUACCGGUAGUUUAUUUCAACAUUUUGGACAUUUUGUAUCAAACAAAAGUGUUGGAGCAGAUGUCAAAAAUAUUAUUUAUUCUGUUUUCAAAAGGGUGCAGAAACAUAACAAAAACAACUUGUCAAUAAAUUACCUAAUUUAAUUUGCAAGUGUUAAAGCAAAUGCACUACUAUGUUUCGGCAACUUUUUUUUAUUUUUAUUUUUUGCAGAUCAGAUUAAAUAAAUUUCAGUUUGUUAAAUGCAGUGGGAAUUUUUGUUUCCGUAUUUCUAAUAAACUGUCUGAGACUAAGUUGA
Molecule: messenger RNA, 1989 nt
Organism: Oncorhynchus keta (chum salmon)
Lineage: Eukaryota; Metazoa; Chordata; Actinopteri; Salmoniformes; Salmonidae
Product: prostaglandin E synthase 3-like
Exons: 9
Coding region: 292-777 (161 amino acids)
Biological process (GO): telomere maintenance via telomerase; protein folding; chaperone-mediated protein complex assembly
Cellular component (GO): nucleus; cytosol
Molecular function (GO): prostaglandin-E synthase activity; protein-folding chaperone binding; Hsp90 protein binding
Source: RefSeq, a predicted model, not a curated record